This is a messenger RNA of Diaporthe batatas, 1865 nucleotides long. RefSeq lists its product as uncharacterized. Gene Ontology annotation, molecular function: oxidoreductase activity, acting on paired donors, with incorporation or reduction of molecular oxygen; monooxygenase activity; heme binding. Bases 126 to 1700 code for a protein of 524 amino acids. NCBI's taxonomy places the organism in Eukaryota, Fungi, Ascomycota, Sordariomycetes, Diaporthales, Diaporthaceae. The record is from RefSeq and is a predicted model, not a curated record. The transcript has 3 exons.
AUCAUUAUUGCUGCGAAACGAGGAACCAACCAACACCGCAUGAUGUGAUUCAAACUAAGUUAAAAACCUCGAGUAUCUCCAAGCUCAUGCGCUAGCACUCUUGCGGAGAGUAUAAACGAGUCAAGAUGGCACCGAUUGAGCUGAAUUCGGUUAUUGCAACACUCGUCUGCGGAGCGGUGGCAGCCUAUGUACUUGCAUGGAGUCUUCUGCAUCUCACACAGGGCAGAGAUGAGCCUCCCGUGCUGCUGACCUCUGUUCCCUUCAUGAGCCCUAUACUAGGCAUGAUUCAAUGGAGCAAAGACUUCUACUCCCACAUGCGGGAGCAAAACCAAGACCUACCAAUUUAUACCCUCCGACUCCCCGGGGUCCGCAUCUAUGCGAUCAACUCAUUGGACCUCAUCCCUGCGGUACAGCGCCAGUGGCGGAAGCUGAUCUUUGCACCGAUCCAAGUCAAAGCGGCAAAGGCGGCCAUGGGCGCAAGCAAAGAGGCCCUAGGCAUCAUGGAGCGCGACUUGGUGACUGAGCAGGGCUUCAUGGGCGGGAUGGUCAAGGCCACGCAUCCCACUAUGAGCAGCGGACCGGCAUUGGACACCCUGAAUACGAGUUCAUUCGAAGUUUUCGACAAGGCAAUGAAGCAGCUAUCUACGCCCACGACUGUCAACAUGUACGACUGGAUCAGCAGGCUCAUAAUGCAGGCGACCACGGAGGCGAUAUAUGGUCCGUCUAAUCCGAUGAGAAAUAGACGUAACCUCGACGCCUGGUCCAAAUUUCACCCAGCACUGAUGUAUAUCAUGCUGGAUGUUCUGCCGCAAGGCGUCUUUUUCGGAGAAGCUGUGCAAGCCCGGGGUGAUCUAGUCAAGGCGUUCAAGAAAUACUACGUCGAAGGCAGUUACAGGCAAGGCUCCGCAUAUAUCCAGAAGUUCACAGAGCACUGCAUUAGCCAGGAGAUACCGGAAGACGACAUCCCUCGGCUGCUGGUCGGUACUGUCUUUAACAACGUGGCAAACACCAUCCCUACCGCCUUCUGGGUGAUCUACCGCAUCUUCAGCGACCCAGACACACUAGAAGAAUGCAGGCGAGAGGUCAACCAGGCAGUCCGGCCAAGCGAUAAAGACAAGGCAUCUGAGUCAGUACUAGACCUGAGCCUCGUGCUGAAUUCAUGCCCAACGCUGCUUUCCACCUACCACGAGGUCUUUCGCUUCCACGGGAUGGCCAACUCAGUACGUGUCGUCAGCGAGGACUGCGCGCUGCAGGGUAGCGAGAGCAACCGCGUGUACCGCCUCCGCAAGGGCGGCCUGGUGAUGAUGUCCGCCCGGGCGCAGCACAGCAACCCGGACGUGUGGGGCCCCGACGUGGACGAGUUCCGCCACGACCGCUUCCUCAAGCAGCAGGGCCGGCCGCGGCCGAACCCCGUCGCGUUCCGGGGUUUUGGUGGCGGCACGACGCUGUGCCCCGGCCGGCACUUUGCCACGGCGGAAAUCCUGAUGCUGGCGGCGAUGCUUCUGCUUCGGUUCGACGUCCAUCCUGCGGGUGGGGAGUGGGAUGAUCCCACGACGGAAAAGUCGUCGCAGGCUGAGGCUGUAGAGCAGCCUGAUGAUGAUAUCGAGAUCGUGCUUGCGCCGCGGCCCGAGGCAGCUGGCAAGACGUGGCGUGUUGAGUCGUCGGGACGCCGGGAUGCUGAGCUCUUGGUCCAGAAGUGAUUCGGUGCUACGUCUGUUUGCAAAGGUCUCAUUAUUAGGUACGUUAUUAUAUCAGCCUCGGUGAAGACUUAAAUUGGAUAUAUUUUGUCACGGACUCCGUGAUUCUCGAACUUGCUCCUUUCUGUGCAGGGUACCUAUUUCAGUAGGUAAAUACAAAUGGUAAUC